Fukomys damarensis (Damara mole-rat) is the source of this 3066-nucleotide messenger RNA. It is a transcript of the gene Kif3a, whose product is annotated as kinesin family member 3A. Gene Ontology annotation, molecular function: ATP binding; microtubule motor activity; microtubule binding. The transcript has 19 exons. Gene Ontology annotation, biological process: microtubule-based movement. The record is from RefSeq and is a predicted model, not a curated record. NCBI's taxonomy places the organism in Eukaryota, Metazoa, Chordata, Mammalia, Rodentia, Bathyergidae. Bases 205 to 2385 code for a protein of 726 amino acids.
UAAGAGCCUGAAGGCGCUUGAGCCCAGAGUUGGGAGGGGCGAGCUCGGAGCGCGCCUGCGCCUUGAGUGCUCUCGCCGAAGGAGCCGCAUUCUCAAGAGCGCCAAGGAGGUGUUCUUGUAGUCCCUGACUAGCCUCUCCCGCGAAGCCGGGGUUGUUGGACUGCAGCCCGCCGGGACGUCCUCUGGGCACGGGAAGGGGCCACCAUGCCGAUCAAUAAAUCAGAGAAGCCAGAAAGCUGCGAUAAUGUGAAGGUGGUUGUUAGGUGCCGACCCCUCAAUGAGAGAGAGAAGUCAUUGUGCUACAGGCAGGCUGUCAGCGUGGACGAGAUGCGGGGAACCAUUACUGUGCACAAGACUGAUUCUUCCAAUGAGCCUCCGAAGACGUUCACUUUUGACACUGUUUUUGGACCAGAGAGUAAACAACUCGACGUUUAUAACUUAACUGCAAGACCUAUAAUUGACUCUGUUUUAGAAGGCUACAAUGGGACUAUAUUUGCAUAUGGUCAGACCGGAACAGGCAAAACUUUUACCAUGGAAGGUGUUCGAGCUGUUCCUGAACUUAGAGGAAUUAUUCCCAAUUCAUUUGCACACAUAUUUGGUCAUAUUGCAAAAGCAGAAGGUGAUACAAGAUUUUUGGUUCGAGUGUCAUAUUUGGAAAUAUAUAAUGAAGAAGUUCGUGACCUUUUGGGCAAGGACCAGACACAGAGGUUAGAGGUUAAAGAAAGACCUGAUGUAGGAGUUUAUAUCAAAGAUUUAUCAGCUUAUGUGGUAAAUAAUGCUGAUGAUAUGGAUAGAAUCAUGACGCUAGGCCACAAAAAUCGUUCUGUUGGUGCAACCAACAUGAAUGAACACAGCUCGCGUUCCCACGCCAUCUUCACAAUCACCAUCGAGUGCAGUGAGAAGGGCGUGGAUGGGAACAUGCACGUCAGGAUGGGGAAGCUGCAUCUUGUCGAUCUUGCUGGCUCAGAAAGACAAGCAAAAACUGGAGCUACAGGACAGCGUCUAAAGGAGGCUACAAAAAUCAAUCUUUCCCUUUCCACCCUUGGUAAUGUAAUUUCUGCCUUGGUUGACGGAAAAAGCACUCAUGUGCCUUACCGUAACUCCAAGCUAACUCGUCUUCUUCAGGAUUCUUUAGGAGGAAACUCGAAAACCAUGAUGUGUGCAAAUAUUGGGCCAGCAGAUUAUAAUUAUGAUGAAACUAUCAGUACAUUACGGUAUGCCAAUCGUGCUAAGAAUAUUAAAAAUAAAGCUAGAAUCAAUGAAGAUCCAAAGGAUGCUUUGCUUCGUCAAUUUCAGAAAGAAAUAGAAGAAUUGAAGAAAAAGCUUGAAGAAGGGGAAGAAAUAUCAGGAUCUGAUAUCAGUGGGUCGGAGGAAGAUGAUGAUGAAGAGGGUGAGGUUGGAGAAGAUGGAGAGAAAAGGAAAAAGAGAAGGGGCAGUAGCAGCAGCAGUAGUUCAGACUCCACCUGUUCUGUCAUAGAGAAACCUCUGGAUAAGCUCUUGCCUAAUCAAGCAGGUAAAAAGAAAGUCUCUCCAGAUAAGAUGGUGGAAAUGCAAGCAAAAAUUGAUGAGGAGAGAAAAGCACUUGAAACAAAGCUUGAUAUGGAAGAAGAAGAAAGAAACAAGGCUAGAGCUGAAUUAGAGAAACGGGAAAAAGAUCUUUUAAAAGCCCAACAAGAGCAUCAGUCUUUGCUGGAAAAAUUAUCUGCUCUGGAGAAGAAGGUAAUUGUUGGUGGUGUUGAUUUGUUGGCCAAAGCUGAGGAACAAGAGAAACUUCUUGAGGAAUCUAAUAUGGAACUGGAAGAAAGGAGAAAAAGAGCUGAGCAACUUCGCAGAGAACUUGAGGAGAAAGAGCAAGAACGCUUGGACAUUGAAGAAAAAUAUACCAGUUUGCAAGAGGAAGCACAAGGAAAGACCAAGAAACUAAAAAAAGUUUGGACUAUGUUGAUGGCUGCAAAGUCAGAGACGGCCGAUCUCCAACAAGAGCAUCAGAGGGAAAUUGAAGGACUAUUGGAGAACAUUCGUCAGCUUAGUCGGGAACUUCGACUUCAGAUGCUUAUUAUUGAUAACUUCAUACCUCAGGAUUAUCAGGAGAUGAUUGAAAACUAUGUCCACUGGAAUGAAGACAUAGGAGAGUGGCAGCUGAAAUGUGUUGCCUAUACAGGAAAUAACAUGAGGAAGCAAACCCCAGUACCUGAUAAAAAGGAGAAAGAUCCCUUUGAAGUAGACCUUUCCCAUGUGUAUCUCGCCUAUACCGAGGAGAGUCUACGUCAGUCUUUGAUGAAAUUGGAAAGGCCGCGGACUUCGAAGGGGAAAGCAAGGCCAAAGAUGGGGAGACGAAAGCGUUCAGCAAAGCCCGAGACCGUAAUUGAUUCCUUACUUCAGUGAAUGUUACAAACCUAAAAUCACAAUAAAAGUUGGUGGUGUUCCUGGGUCUGGACAAAAUCUUCAAUUAAAAUACUGAAGACUUUUGUGUAACUUCAAAUGAUGAGAGCUAUAAAUCAUGGAGUAAGACUGGAAAUGAUAAUUUGCCUAAUAACUUUUAGACUAUACAUGUUAAGAUAAUAUAGCACGUUAAGAUUGUACAGCUGUGAUUGUUCAGAUUGUCAUACCCCUCUCUCCAGCUGUGCUGUGCUGGAAAGUCGGGAGAGCAGUUCAUGUGUAAGCGGUAUACAUUAGUCUGUUAACCAUUUACCCAACUACUGUAUAUUUAGCUAAUGAGAAUUUCAAAAUAGAAAAAAAAAUAUGUCCUGUUUUGCACAUAGAAAGUAGCAGAUUGAAUUGUCCUAUGUUGCACUGUUAAAUGUGACUGUUUGGGCUACGCAUCUAAGAAACGAUUCUGUCCUAACACCAGCCCAGCUGGCCUGUUUAAAUAAGUUCUAAUCUGUACACUAACAUUCAUGGCAUUGUAAGUACGAGAUGACUGAUCUUACUGAAUUUCUGUAGAAAAUUUUAUAAUUUAACAAUCUUUGCAAAUAUGCAUUUUAAAACAAAAGGUGAAAAUGUGUUUCACCUAGAUCUCUUCUUUUUUGCCACUUUGAGUUUAGAUUAAAUACACCUUUUUUUUUU